Molecule: messenger RNA, 2757 nt
Organism: Juglans regia (Persian walnut)
Lineage: Eukaryota; Viridiplantae; Streptophyta; Magnoliopsida; Fagales; Juglandaceae
Exons: 10
Coding region: 112-2568 (818 amino acids)
Biological process (GO): cellular response to UV-B
Cellular component (GO): Cul4-RING E3 ubiquitin ligase complex
Molecular function (GO): protein binding
Source: RefSeq, a predicted model, not a curated record
AAAAACUGCCAUUCUUAACUCUGUAUAAAUGUGUGUGUAAAGAAAAAAAAAUCAGUCAUUUUCUACUGUUUUCUGGUAAUUCGAAAGCUCCGGUCAUUGAGAUCAAUCGUCAUGGCCAUCGAUAUCUCAGCUUUGGAAGAAAGGUACAUUGAUUCUUGCAAGAAGCAUGGUGUCAUACCUAAUACUGCAAUUUUGUCUGGUCUAUUCAAGGCUGUGGUGAAGAAAUCCCGCCAUGAGCCGUGUAGCCUGGAAAUUUUCUUGGACCAUCUCAAGGAUACCGAUUUUCAUCCACUUCUUGACAUAUUUAUGGAACUUGAUGCUUCAGAGAUUGAAGCAAUUGACGUACGUAAUGAAUCAUCAUGUAUGUUUGAUGGAGAAUAUGCUUUGUCAUUGAUGCGUGCUGUCAAUCAAAAGCUUCGACGAGUUGAUCUCCAAGAUUUUUCAUUUGGAAAGAAUUUCUUACGGGAUCUCUCUAAGAGAGGUUUGCCAUGCCAAGUCUUAGCCUUGAGGUCUUCACACUUCCGGAAGCUCAACAUAAUGGGGGAGUUCAAGCGGAUACACACCCUUAACCUUGACUUCAGUACUUCACUCACUAGUUUCAAGGAAGAUUGUUUUACUUGCAUGCCCAAUUUGAUGUGCCUCUCCAUGUGUGAAACGAGAAUUAUAAAUCUUUGGACAACCAUUGCCGCACUUUCUAAACUCCCUUCUUUGGUUGAACUUCGGUUUCAGAAUUGGCUGUGUUGCAAUGAUGCUGGGCCUUCUGCCACAUCAUCUGAAGGGAGAUUGGAUAGCAGAACUGAUUUUUGUCAGUCAAAGAGUGCUCCUUACAUUGGAGCAUCAUCCGUUGAUAUCGGUGUAAUCACAGAUUAUAACUCAACCACGGAAGAGGCACUCGGGAAUUUGUUUUCACUUAAUGAUGUGGUAACAAAUCACGAAGCUCAAUGCAUGAUUGAGGAUUCAUCAGAUGAUAGUGAUGUCGAUUUUUCCUUUCGCCAACAAGAACAUGGUUAUAGGGAGCUAUCAUCCACUUUUUUUCCUAGGUUGAAUGAACAGUUUGAUCAGCUGAAUGAGGUUUCUUUUGACCCAUUACACAGUCAAAGUGGAGAAGAGUCUUUGGCAGCUGCCUUUACAAGGCAAAUUUCAGACGUCACUUUGAAGUUUGUUUCUUGUCAUGCCUCACCGAUAUGCUUUGAAAAGCACUAUAGAGACUACAUGAUAGCUUCAUUGCCCCGUUUGAAAGUUUUAGAUAACUUGCCUAUCAGAAUGAUUGACAGGGAAAAUGCUACAGUUACCUUUUCAAAAUACUUUGAGUAUCUACCGUACAAAAGGAAGCAUAAAGAGAGCGUCGUUAGUAUCUUACAGAGGCGUGAACUAAGAGCAAGUCACAGUCAUAUGCAGAAUCCAAUGCAAAAGUCAUCAUAUACUCCUGGAAAGUCAAAAUAUUUUUAUACCAGGUCUCUUUGUGCUGCUAAAGUUGGGUCUUCUGCCUGGCCUUUAUUGCAUCCACUUUCAAUUAGAAGCAAUGGUUUGGGAAAUGAAGGUAUGGGCUUUCGUCCAAGGCAGUUUGAGUAUCAUCCAUCUGAUUCUAGCCUAAUGGUCUUUGGAACUUUGGAUGGUGAAGUUGUUGUAGUCAACCAUGAGAAAGAACAAAUUGUUAGUUAUAUCCCAUCACUUGGUGCAAUGAACAGUGUGCUGGGACUCUGUUGGCUCAAGAAGUAUCCCUCCAAGCUCAUAGCUGGUUCGGAUAAUGGUUCAUUGAAAUUAUAUGAUAUCCAACAUAUGCCAGCAACUACUGUGAGCAUAUAUGAUAAUAGUGCUGGCUCUGUCUCCUUUGAUGAGUUCGACCAACUGACGUCUGUUCAUGUUAACUCUACGGAUGAACUCUUUCUUGCAAGUGGAUACUCAAGAAAUGUUGCAUUGUAUGACUUAAGCAGCAGAAGACGCUUACAGGUUUUCACUGAUAUGCAUCGAGAGCAUAUUAAUGUAGUGAAGUUCGCUAACCAUUCUCCCUCCAUUUUUGCUACUUCUUCCUUUGAUCACGAUGUCAAGUUGUGGGACUUACGGCAGAAACCACUACACCCGUGUUAUACUGCUUCAAGCUCUAGGGGAAAUGUGAUGGCUUGCUUCUCUCCAGAUGAUCAGUUCCUUCUUGUUUCAGCUGUUGACAAUGAGGUUAGACAACUUCUGGCUGUUGAUGGGAGGCUCCACUUGAAUCUUGAGAUAGCUUCUACGGGAACCUCUCAGAACUACACUCGUUCCUAUUACAUGAAUGGAAGGGAUUAUAUUAUCAGUGGGAGUUGUGACGAGCAUGUAGUCCGCAUUUGCUGUGCCCAAACUGGAAGGCGUCUAAGGGAUAUCUCUUUGGAGGGAAGUGGCUCAGGAUCUAUGUUUGUGCAAUCUUUGAGGGGUGAUCCUUUCAGAGAUUUCAACUUGAGUAUUUUAGCAGCCUAUACACGUCCAAGCUCAAAGUCCGAGAUUGUCAAGGUCAAUCUGCUGGAAUCAAGUGACUCUGCCAAGGAAAAUUCUUUCAGCCGGAAUUCCUGCCCAUUCAAUAGUAUGGGAGGUUGAUGUAUAUUCUUUGUUUUGUAUGUAUCUUUUCCUUGUACAUAUAGUAAUACUGCUUCUCUUAUCAGUUUCUGUUUAUUCGUUAACGAAAAGGCUGUUAUUAACUUAUUAUAGUAGUAUCGUGGGACAUGUAACUAUUUAUUUUCCGAGUCCUAGUAAAUUGCCCAACGCCAAUGAUGGGCUGCUAACUUA